AAGAAAAAGGGGACGUGGUUACACAGCUAAAAAGCGGAGGAAAGCGCCGAUCGGGACUAUUUAUACCGUCACUUGACUGGACUUGGAAAUUGAUGAUCCAGGCAGUGCAGUAGCAGCCGUCCCGUCAGUGCCGUUGCCUUGCGUGCUUUCCCUUUACCCCAACCUAAUCACUUGAGACUGGGGCAGGUUCAAUUUCGAAUUCUUUUCCUUUAGAAUUCCAUCUAAAAAACCUAAGAUCAACAACAUUUUCUUCAUAUCAACUAUCCACUAUCCACUUAGAUCCGAUCGGUGUUUGUUUGUCCAGGGUCCAUUUGAUCGUGUCGCUAGGCCAAGACGCGAUUGAUUUUCGCUGGUUCGAGCCAGACCCAUUUUGACAAUUGGUCUUAUUAUUGGUAACGAGUGCCAAAACGGGGUUUGCCUGUCUUAUCGGAAUCAUCAAUCUGUCGUCAUCGAUCGUAAAAUCCCCAGCACGAGCCUUCGUGAAGCCCAGUUUUCAAGCCCCAGAUCCGAAGAGCGCCAUUCCCAUUUGAUUCUUUUCGAAAUCGGCCUUUUCCACUCCCUUCCAAAAUGGCUUGGGAACUCACUCGGCGGCGUUUCAUUCGCGCCAUCAAUAGCAAAUUCAUAUUUGACCGCAUCCCUCUUCUCCAUGCAGUCAUCUUCUUCAUCGAGAUGGCAAUUAUCGCGCGCCUGGUGUCGCGCUUUAACGCUUACUAUGAUGAACGGCCAGUCCUUACAAUGAUGGUAACGAACGCCGUCCUUGGUGGUAUCGCCGACACCGUAGCCCAAACCAUCACAUCCGUCCGAGAACGUGCGCUACGAAAACCCGGCGGUCUUACCAAAGACGACACAGUAGCUAUCGAGAUCCACGAACUAGACCGCAAGAACCCAUGGAACGAGCGGGAACUAAUCCCCGAGUCCAAAGAUCUUCCGCCUCCCUUCGACUUCGAGCGAUUAACGAGAUUUAUGGCAUAUGGUUUUGGAAUGGCUCCUUUACAAUAUAAGUGGUUCAGCUUUCUGUCGCGAGCAUUCCCCAUCACGAAGACGAGCGCAUUUGGCCCAGCGAUGAAACGAGUGGCUUUCGACCAGCUAAUUUUCGCACCCUUUGGUAUCGGAUGCUUCUUCACAGUCAUGACUGUAGCGGAAGGUGGUGGCCGAAGAGCUGUCGCUCACAAGCUUAGGGAUAUGUACAUUCCUACUCUGAAGGCGAACUUCAUGGUCUGGCCUGCUGUGCAAAUCAUCAACUUCAGGUUGAUGCCUGUGCAAUUCCAGCUGCCAUUUGUCUCUACCAUUGGUAUCGCCUGGACUGCCUACCUUUCGCUUACGAACGCUUCCGAGGAGGUUGAACAGAAACCAGCCCCCUACUCUCCUAAUAUUCGUCUAUAAACAAAUUGCAUGCCGCUCAGUGCACUAUAACUGGGCCCUCUCCUUACUAUAUAACAUCCUGACUUGGAAGUCAAUCCGGCGGGCGUUACGGUGUCGGAAAACAUGAUUUUCGUGUG
This is a messenger RNA of Hypoxylon trugodes, 1499 nucleotides long. RefSeq names its product Mpv17/PMP22 family protein. The coding region runs from base 568 to 1383 and encodes 271 amino acids. Gene Ontology annotation, cellular component: membrane; cytoplasm. The record is from RefSeq and is a predicted model, not a curated record. NCBI's taxonomy places the organism in Eukaryota, Fungi, Ascomycota, Sordariomycetes, Xylariales, Hypoxylaceae. The transcript has 4 exons.